This is a messenger RNA of Laetiporus sulphureus 93-53, 2739 nucleotides long. RefSeq lists its product as uncharacterized. Gene Ontology annotation, molecular function: crossover junction DNA endonuclease activity; 5'-flap endonuclease activity. Bases 1 to 2739 code for a protein of 912 amino acids. The record is from RefSeq and is a predicted model, not a curated record. The transcript is spliced from 4 exons. Lineage: Eukaryota; Fungi; Basidiomycota; Agaricomycetes; Polyporales; Laetiporaceae.
AUGGGUGUUCCCGGACUUUGGAAUAUUCUCCGUCCUGCCGGAGAGACACGGUCGCUCACUCACCUCGCCGUCGUCGAUGGGUUCGAGGCUAACCCUGAUGGUGUCCGAGGCUUUCGCGUCGGCAUCGACGCGAGUAUUUGGUUCUUCCAUGCCUCCUACGGUCGCGAAGGCGAGAACCCAGAAUUGCGUACUCUGUUCUUCAAAUGCAUGCGACUGAUGAGCGCGCCCUUUCUGCCUCUGUUCGUAUUCGAUGGUCCGAAGCGCCCCAAGAUCAAGCGCGGUAAACGCGUCAGCGGUAAGCACCACUGGAUGGUACAGGGCAUGCAGGCUAUCAUUCAUGCAUUCGGCUUCGAAUGGCGUAUGGCACCCGGAGAAGCCGAGGCUGAGCUCGCCUACUUGAAUCGCAUCGGUGUCAUAGAUGCUGUAUACACUGAUGACGUAGACACGUUUCUCUUUGGUGCAAAGAUGAUCGUCCGCAACCCAAGCCUGACCCUGACCGGCAACCAUGCGCACUCACUCAAGAAUGCCGAUGGACGAAACGAUGGUAACCAUGUUGCGAUAUACAAGGCAGACAAGAUCCUCGAGCAUCCAGCGGUGCAGCUUACCCAGGGCGGGCUCAUCCUCAUCGGCAUCCUGCGCGGCGGCGACUAUCAGCAGGAGGGGCUCCCCGGCUGCGGCCCGACGAUCGCACACGGGCUGGCCAAAUGCGGGUUCGGCGAUACGUUGCUACAAGCGGCGCGCACCCUUCCUCGCGAGGAUCUGCCCGCGUUCCUCAAGAUCUGGCGCGAUGACGUGCGCGCGGAGCUCCGGACCAACUCUCGUGGAAUUCUUGGAAAGAAACACAUCGCGCUCGCCAACAGGAUGCCGACUGACUUCCCACCCGUGGACGUACUGCUGAGCUACACGCAUCCCAUCACAUCUGAGGAGAAGGGCAUGGGUCACAGAAACACAGUAAUUGACUGGGAGAAGGAGCCGGAUCUGGGCAAGAUCGCAGCAUUGUGCGAAAUGUACUUCGAGUGGGGCGUUAAAGAGAUCAUCAUCAAGCGUUUUAGAACUGUGCUGUGGCCUGCGGCGGUGCUACGCAUCCUACGGCGAUCAGUACUCUUGCAGGACAAGAAGGUAGCGAGGUCAACUUGGCGCGCAGCGAUCGGCGUACCCUCUACACCGAGGAAGAGCGGCAAGGCACGUAAAGUAUCAGGCACGCCUUCGUCCAUGAUCGCGAAGCAUUUCUCCUAUCUAGAGCUCGGCUCUCCUAUGAAAGGCGGCGGACGUGACUCUGAUGCGGAGGACGACGAGGAUGAGGAGCCAUUAAUCGUCAAAAUCCGCUCGUCUCGGCAGCAUGCUUCCACGGAUGGCGUCCUCGAAUAUCGUCUCGAGAUAGCCCCUACUCAGCUAGCACGGCUAUGCGAAGCAGGCGUAAAGGGUCUUCGCACUGCCCUCGAUACGGGACUCUCAGCAUCAGACGGGGACGAUGAACAUGAGGGUGACCAAAAAGGGAAAGGCAAAAAGAAACUGCCGCCGGAUCCGCAGAGCCACCUACGCAUCUGGCUCCCUGCAUGUAUGGUGCGCAUUGUUGAACCCGAGCUUGUCGAUGAGUUCGAGGGCAUUCAGGAGAUGCGAAGCGCGAAGAAGGCUGGCAAGGGCACUGGCACAGCGCGUGGCACAAAUUCUCAGUUUAAGGCUGCAGUGACAGAACCAUCUCCGUCCAGGGGAAAGGGUAAGAAGAAGAGCAAGAUGGUGGAGCCCAUACGAGAAGAGCAAGAGGAGAGUUCGGACGGAUAUACUUCACCGACUCCGCAGAAACCCUCUGCAGCAGCGCGGAACACGAAGAAGACCACUGAUAGUGCCGCUCGUCAACCAGCAGCGGACGCUCCAUCUGGUUCAUCGCGCAAUUUGAAAGGUCUCUUUCCAGCGACGAAAGGCACUAUUAUUGAGAAGAAUACUACACGUGCGACAUUGAAGACGGCAGCGAGCAAAGGUCAUCAUUCGUCUCCUCGCGUACCCAGGGAAGUCCCGUUCGCCAAGAGGCUGCCUAUAAACGAUGUGAGCUCAGACGACGAGCUGUCAGCUAAUGCUCUCCCAACCUUUCCGUCCAGGCUACCAGCUCUCAUGGCCAAUUAUGGACCCUCAUCAUCUUCGCAUUCAUCUGCAGCAGUGAGCUUCAUCCUCGCAGCACUUGACUCCUACAAUCCCACAGGAUCUACGCCAUCUUCUUCUUCCAAGCGUCACUUUACUCCCGCACCAUUUCCCCUAUCUUUUGAGGACAGCCCCUCGGCCACAGAUGAUCCUUUCCAGAGCCAACCAGCCGGACGACCGCACGCCCCAACGCCACCUCAGAAGGCACAGGAGCGGUCUAUCAGUUCAUCUGAUCUCGAGUUCGAAGAUUCGCCGCUGAAAAAGUCUCCGCGCAAAUCGCAGAAGCAUGGGUCUCCGCGCAAGCAGGCAAGCGGGUCUCGAGCGUUUAUUUAUAUCACAUCAGAAGACGAUGCAUUUGAACGCUCUGGUUCUCCAUCACCUCUAGGACGACAGAAGGGCACACUGGGACUGCCGCGCCGAGCACAGUGGAAUGCGAAAUACGUAAACGCCAAAGCGGACGUUUCAGUUAUCGAGAUCUCGAGUGACUCGGACAAUGCGCAGACCGUCUCUAAAAUUGCACCACUCACAUUGGCCCGGGCAAAGUCCUCAUCUCGUCCAAAGUACCGCGACCUCGAUCCUGACAGUGUCAUCGAUCUAACAUGA